Brassica oleracea var. oleracea is the source of this 1443-nucleotide messenger RNA. RefSeq names its product UDP-glycosyltransferase 76C2. Bases 12 to 1358 code for a protein of 448 amino acids. The record is from RefSeq and is a predicted model, not a curated record. NCBI's taxonomy places the organism in Eukaryota, Viridiplantae, Streptophyta, Magnoliopsida, Brassicales, Brassicaceae. The transcript has 2 exons. Gene Ontology annotation, molecular function: UDP-glycosyltransferase activity.
AACAACAAAAAAUGGUGAUUAGAGAAACAAAACCAGUGAUCUUUCUCUUUACUUUCCCUUUACAAGGUCACUUAAACCCAAACUUCCAGCUUGCCAACAUCCUCUUUAAAAGAGGCUUCUCCAUCACAGUGAUUCACACUGAGUUCAACGCUCCAAACCCUUCCAACUUCCCUCACUUCACUUUCGUGUCCAUUCCCGACGGUUUGUCUGAAUCCGAAGCCUCGAAUCCCGACGUCAUCGAGCUUCUCCAUGACCUCAAUUCCAAAUGUGUUGCUCCUUUUGGUGAUUGCUUGAAGAAGCUUUUGUCUCAAGAACCAACUGCUGCUUGUGUGAUAGUAGAUGCUCUUUGGUACUUCACUGAUGGUUUAACCGAGAAGUUUGGUAUCCCAAGGAUGGUUCUUCGGACGGUUAACCUCUCAGCUUUCGUUGCUUUCUCGAAGUUUCAUGUCUUACGAGAGAAAGGGUAUCUUUCUCUUCAAGAGUCUCAAGCCGACUUACCAGUUCCAGAGCUUCCACAUCUUAGAAUGAAAGAUCUUCCCUGGUUCCAGACAGAUGAUCCAAGAUCAGGUGAUAAGUUAAAGAAAGGUGUGCUGAAGUCACUAAAGUCAUCAUCAGGAAUCAUAUUCAACGCCGUUGAAGAUCUUGAAGCAGAACAGCUAAAACAAUCCCUCAAAGAGUUCCCGGUUCCACACUUCUGUAUUGGACCCUUUCACAAGCACGUUUCACUUUCAUCAAGCAGCUUACUUACACAAGACAUGACCUGUCUCGCCUGGCUAGACAAGCAAGAACUGAACUCUGUGAUCUACGUAAGUCUUGGAAGCAUUGCUUCGAUAGAUGAAUCUGAGUUUUUGGAGAUUGCUUGGGGUCUAAGAAACAGCAACCAGCCUUUUCUAUGGGUGGUUAGACCCGGUUUGAUCCGAGGCACGCAGUGGAUUGAGAAUCUCCCUAAAGGGUUCAUCGAAAGCCUUGAUGGUAAGGGUAAGAUCGUGAAAUGGGCACCUCAGAUAGAGGUUUUAGCUCACCGUGCAACAGGAGGGUUCUUGACACAUUGUGGAUGGAACUCGACGAUAGAGAGCAUAUGUGAAGGCGUACCAUUGAUAUGCAAGCCUUCUUUUGGGGACCAGAGGGUGAAUGCAAGGUACAUUAGUGAUGUUUGGAGGAUCGGUUUGCAUUUGGAGAACGAAAUUGAGAGAGUGGAGAUCGAGAGAGCGGUUAGAACACUGAUGAAGAGCUCAGAAGGAGAAGAGAUCGGUAAGAGGAUCAUGCCCAUGAGGGAAACUGCUGAGAAAUGCCUUGAGCCUGGAGGUUCAUCGUUUAUGAAUCUUGAAAAGUUGAUUGCCCAUAUAUUGUCCUUUUAAUGUCCACAUUCUGUUUGCUUUGUUUAAAUUUGUUCAACUCCAAAAAUAAGGCACAUCUGAUUUGUUACCUAUCAAAAAAAAGUUG